Messenger RNA from Trichoderma aggressivum f. europaeum, 351 nucleotides. Its product is annotated as fungal hydrophobin. The transcript is spliced from 3 exons. The record is from RefSeq and is a predicted model, not a curated record. The coding region runs from base 1 to 351 and encodes 116 amino acids. NCBI's taxonomy places the organism in Eukaryota, Fungi, Ascomycota, Sordariomycetes, Hypocreales, Hypocreaceae. Gene Ontology annotation, cellular component: extracellular region.
AUGAAGUUCCUCACCGUUGCCACCGUCUUCAUCACCACAGUCCUUGCCGUCCCAACCGUCUACUCCCCUCCUCCUCCUAGCUAUCCCUUGCCUGGAAACGGCAAUGGCAAUGGCAAUGGCAACGGCAGCCCCUCGCCUUUGUGCUCUCCAGGCCUUCUUAGCAAUCCCCAAUGCUGCGCUACCGACGUCCUCGGCGUCGCUGAUCUCAACUGCGCCGUUCCGUCCACGGUUCCCCGAAAUGCCGCUGAUUUCCAAAAGAUCUGUGCCAGCGUUGGACAGCGCCCUCGCUGCUGCGCUAUCCCCAUUCUCGGCCAAGCUUUGCUUUGUGACACACCCGUCGGCGCCCAGUGA